GAGUGUUGGAGUAGUAGCAAUGGACCGCGCUUACGCCGAGCUUGGUGUUGAUCUCUAAUCACGUCGGCGGCGCGCCGGCGCCGGCGAUGGCGUCGCCGGUGGGCAAGGGAUUGGUCGCGUACAACGCGGCCAUCUCCCGCUGCGCACGGGCGGGGCUGCACCGGCGGGCGCUGGAGCUGUUCGCCGAGAUGCGCGCGCGCGGCCUCCGCGCCGACGAGUACACCCUGCCGCCGGUCCUCAACUCCGCCGCGCUGCUCCGCGUCCCGCCGGCCGGCGCGCUCCACGCGCUCCUCCUCCGCGACGGCCUCGCGCUGCACCUCCACGUCUCCAAUGCCCUCGUUGACGCCUACGCCAAGCUGUCCCGCGUCGGCGCCGCGCUGGCCGUGUUCGACGAAAUGCCGCGCCGGGACGUUGUCACCUGGACCUCCCUCAUGACCGGGCUCGCCCGCGCCGGCUCCCAUGGCUCGGCCGUUCGCGUAUACUGCGACAUGGUCGCCUCCGGUGUUUCCCCCGACGAGUUCGCCGUCGCGGCAGCGCUCAGCUCGUGCGCCGGCUCGACCGCGCUCGAUCUUGGCAGGUCGGUGCACGCCGCGGCGGUCCGGUCAGGGCACGAGCCGUUCCUCUCGGUCGGCAACUCGCUCGUGUCCAUGUACGCCAAGACCGGCUCGCUCCGCGACGCGCGGACGGUGUUCGACGCGAUGCUCACCCGGUGCGCCAUCACAUGGACGGCGCUGAUCGUCGGGUACGCGCAGAACGGCCGGGGCAGGGAGUCCCUCGCCGUCUACGCCGACAUGGUCCGGUCCGGCUGCAGGCCGGACUACGUCACCUUCGUCGGCCUGCUCUUCGCCUGCAGCCACGCCGGCCUGGUCGACGCCGGCAAGGCUCACUUCCAGUCCAUGCAGUCCGAGCACGGCGUCGCUCCCGGACCGGACCACUACGCCUGCAUGGUCGACCUGCUAGGCCGUGCCGGCCGCCUCGACGAGGCCGUCGACCUGCUCGACGGGAGCCCGGCGGCCGAGCUCGACGCCACGGUCUGGAAAGCCCUCCUCGCCGCGUGCAGGACGCACCGGAACGCCGCGCUGGCCGAGCGGGCGGCGGCGAUGGUGUGGAGGCUGGACCCGGCGGACGCCGUGCCGUACGUCAUGCUGUCCAACCUCUACUCGCGGGCGAGGCGGUGGGGCGACGUGGCGAGGGUGCGCGCCCUGAUGAGGUCGCGAGGCAUCAGCAAGGAGCCCGGGUGCAGCUGGGUGUUGGUGGCCGGCGUGACGCACGUGUUCCACGCGGACGACGGGGAUCACCGGCGCGCGGCGGAGAUCCACCGGAAGGUGGAGGAGAUGACGGCGAGGAUCCGGGCGCGGGGGCACGUGCCGGACACCGAGUGGGCGCUGCAGGACGAGGCGCCGGAGGGGAGGGAGGAGGGGCUGGCUCACCACAGCGAGAGGCUCGCCGUCGCGUUCGGCCUCCUCGCCGUGCCGGCCGGCGCGCCGAUCCGCGUGUACAAGAACCUCCGGGUGUGCGGCGACUGCCACGCCGCGAUCAAGACGGUCGCCGAGGUGUACGGCAGGGAGAUCAUACUGAGAGAUUCCAACUGCUUCCAUCACAUGAAGGAUGGGGCCUGUUCUUGUGGAGACUACUGGUAACUGAGCUUGGUAGAAUCGUGUUGUCUUCGACCAUUUUUUGGUUCAUUUAGUGUAGG
Oryza brachyantha (malo sina) is the source of this 1696-nucleotide messenger RNA. Its product is annotated as pentatricopeptide repeat-containing protein At2g03880, mitochondrial-like. The coding region runs from base 87 to 1640 and encodes 517 amino acids. Gene Ontology annotation, molecular function: zinc ion binding; protein binding; RNA binding. Gene Ontology annotation, biological process: RNA modification. The transcript has a single exon. The record is from RefSeq and is a predicted model, not a curated record. NCBI's taxonomy places the organism in Eukaryota, Viridiplantae, Streptophyta, Magnoliopsida, Poales, Poaceae.